This is a messenger RNA of Owenia fusiformis, 1177 nucleotides long. The record is from the annotation of a GenBank genome assembly. NCBI's taxonomy places the organism in Eukaryota, Metazoa, Annelida, Polychaeta, Sabellida, Oweniidae.
AGGUUUUUCCAAACCAUUGAGGCCAACUGGGAACAAUUAUGCAUUGAUAUAGAAACAGGGACAGUAUGGAACAAACUAAAUAUAAAAUCUGAAAUCCGUGCACAGUUAGAACCUACACUGUUCCCAGACCCGCUACGUGCAAAUCAACUCCGAACAGAAUUCAUGAAAGACAUAAGAGGUUUCCCGACACGAAUAUGGUCGGUGCCUUUCAUAUUCAUGAUUUCAACAGGAUCAUUCAGAAUAUACCAUGACAUCAUCCAAGAGAAGUAUCUUUUGUGGAAGAUCCCGAUAUUUACGACUCUGUUCGGUGCCUCUGAAGGACUCAUGGGAAUUUGUAUCGAUGAUCAUCUCGCCUUUACAAACUCAGCUUUCUUCGAGUUUAUUCCAGUGAGAUAUGACUUAGAAGAUGGGCAAAAUGGAUAUGAUGAUAAACCAUUGAGGAUACACCAGGUUGAAGUUGGGAAAUGCUAUGAGCUUCUGAUCACUAACAACUACGGACUCUGUAGAUAUAGGUUUGGGGACGUCAUCAAAAUAGUUGGAUACAAGAACAAGCUGCCACUAUUCGAGUUCCAAUACAGGACAGGCCAAAUGCUAAAUGCAAUCUAUGAAAAAACACCAGAGACAUCUUUUAUGGAGUCUGUAACUAAAACCAUGGAACAACUCGAGGGAGUAAGCUUAGUCGACUACACAGCCACGGAGAAUAUAAAUGUAGACAAACUCCGGGAGUGUAACAAUACAAAGAAACGCUACAUUCUUUUUCUGGAGACGUCCAGAAGUGACAAAGUUACAAGACUGAAUCCUGAACAGCUUGGUUUAUUCGACAAAACUUUAUGUGAAGUCUUUCCGCAAUAUGGGCGCAUGAGGAAUGAUCAGAUAAUUCAACAGAUGGAGGUUCUACUAGUCAAACCACAAACAUUCGAACAUCUUCGCAGUUAUAUGCUGCAGAAAAAUAGAAAGACAACGGCGUAUCAAUUUAAAAUGCCACGAGCAAUGAGAAACACAAAUUACCUGAAAUUUCUGCUUGAUAGACUCUUAUAAAUUAUAGUAUUGUGAAAUGAGUGGAACACCUGAGGUAAAGUCCCAUGAUUCAUUGACUCAAUGUUAAAGUCGCGCCUCUCUCCGAAACGCAAUCUUAGGUUGUUCCCGGGGUCCCUGGUAAUAUUUUAUACUUUAAUGA